CAAGUGGAGCAGCAGAAAAAAAAGAGUUGAAAUCCGUUCCCGCGUUUGAGAGAUGGAAGCAGACCACCCCUGGGAAACUCUAGACAUUGACGAUUGUGGCCUCCCUUCCCUUCUCCGCCCCUGCAAUCACAAGCCCCUAAAAUCUACCCCGCCCUUCCCCCUCAUCUCCCAAUCACUAUCUCCCACCUCAAACUCUUCACUGCCCUCUUCCCCGAACCUCAUCCCUGGCCCUGCUGGAGCCGUUCAAGCCGCUAUGCUUCGCAAACUUCAUUACAAUAACAAUUCCUCCUGCAUCGGUGAGGACCCCGUUCCUACCCAGGAGUACAUUAGGAGGGCCGUCGUGGAUCCUGCCGCCGCCGCCGCCGCCGACGAUGACUUCUCGCGUGAUCCCUGGCUUUUCGCCCUCGAAUUCAUACGCCGUGAAGGUUUGGUUGAUAAUGGCGGGACAAUUGGUACUCCCUUGAGUUGGAUCAAAACUGAACCUAAACUGGGCAAUAGAAAAGUAGCACAGGUUGUUGCCAUUAUCAAAUCCUGUACCGCAAAUGGUCUUGGUGAUCUUAUGGUGAUUCUCAAGGAUCCUACAGGUACAAUUGAUGCUAGCAUCCAUGGCAAAGUCCUAGUUGAUGGACACUUUGCAAAGGACAUAACUGUUGGCACGGUUUUGAUACUGCAGAAGGUUUCAGUUUUCUCACCUAUGUGCUCUGCACGUUAUCUCAAUAUAACGCUCAACAAUGUCGUCAAGGCAAUACCAAAGGAUACUGAGCCUCUGUCAGAACUGAAUCAUACAUCAAGGGUCAUAUCUACUGCUAAUGGCAUUGGAAACACCAAAGAGACUUGGAACCAACAGAAAGUGUCCAGUCUGUCACCAGACAGAAAUGCGAAUGUUAUGGAUAACCUCGGACAGACUGGUUAUAUGAGAAGGAGAGUGCUGAAUGAUAAUGGAAAUGAAGCAGACGCAACAUUGGGAAGCAGAUGCUGUGUUAAUGGAAGAAAUAGAAGUCAAAAUGGUUCUGCAGGAAAGGAACCCUCAACAAGUCAGGUUAUCACCAAUGGAAUGGAAAAAGCUGCAUUGCUAGCCGGCAUCAAUGGCCUUGAGGAAAAUGUUGUGGUCAAGAAGCAGCCGGGUUCACAGAAUGUGGUAGGGAGAGACAAUCACCUGAAAAGCAAGCAAAGCAGUGGUGAUCCAAAUUUGUUUGGCAUUGCUAACGAGCGAGAGAGUGUAACUAUUGAUGCAGAUAAGGAACGAAGAGAUAUACCAAUUUCAAGAGGCUCACUUCCGCAAUGGACUGAUGAACAAUUAGAUGAGUUGUGUUCAUUUGAUUGAGUUGGUGUUGAAGAAGGACCAAAUUGUAUUGAUAAUAAAUAUGGGAUCAUACUAAUUUUGUAGUGUAUAUAGAAUGCAGAGUUUGGUAACCAUAUACUAAUUUUGCAGUGUAUAGAUUGCGAAUUUGGUGGUUGUACAUUCUGUUGUGGUUUUAUUAUUAUUAUUAUUUAUCGAUAA
Messenger RNA from Gossypium raimondii (Peruvian cotton), 1501 nucleotides. RefSeq lists its product as uncharacterized. The coding region runs from base 53 to 1324 and encodes 423 amino acids. NCBI's taxonomy places the organism in Eukaryota, Viridiplantae, Streptophyta, Magnoliopsida, Malvales, Malvaceae. The transcript has 7 exons. The record is from RefSeq and is a predicted model, not a curated record. Gene Ontology annotation, biological process: recombinational repair.